AACUUUCAACUUCCUCUUUUACUUUCAUUUUGAAGACGGUGUGGUGCAACCUUUUUGGUCGUGUCUAUAUCAAGACUCAUCCAACAUCAUUACCGUCGUAAAUUAAUUUUAAGUUGAUAGAAUAAUAAACAAACAUGCCUCCUAAAUUCGAUCCAACCGCAAUUACAACUGUAUGUGUAAGAGCUGUAGGUGGAGAUUGCCCUGCUACAUCAGCAUUGGCCCCAAAGAUUGGUCCACUCGGAUUGUCUCCUAAAAAAGUGGGUGAUGACAUUGCUAAAUCCACAGCUGAUUGGAAGGGUUUGAAGAUCACUGUUAAACUGACAGUACAGAACAGACAGGCUAAAUGUGAAGUGGUUCCUAGUGCUGCAUCACUUCUCAUCAAAGCUCUUAAAGAACCACCAAGGGACAGAAAGAAGGUCAAACAUGUGAAACACAAUGGUAACAUCACAUUUGAAGAAGUCAUCAAGAUUGCCCGACAGAUGAGACCCAGGAGUAUGAGCAGAACACUCGCUGGAACAGUCAAAGAGGUUUUAGGGACUGCACAGUCUGUUGGUUGUACCAUCGACAAAUCAGCACCACAUGACCUGAUUGACAAAAUUAAUGACGGAGAACUGGAAGUUCCAGAAGAAUAAAGUUCAGAAGAAUAAAAAGAAAAAAGACUAAAGUGAUUUGCUUUGUGAUUUUCUUGAUACAGAAAUAUUACAUCUCAUCAAUUUAAAA
Molecule: messenger RNA, 720 nt
Organism: Mytilus trossulus (common blue mussel)
Lineage: Eukaryota; Metazoa; Mollusca; Bivalvia; Mytilida; Mytilidae
Product: large ribosomal subunit protein uL11-like
Exons: 6
Coding region: 135-632 (165 amino acids)
Biological process (GO): translation
Cellular component (GO): ribosome; cytosolic large ribosomal subunit
Molecular function (GO): large ribosomal subunit rRNA binding; structural constituent of ribosome
Source: RefSeq, a predicted model, not a curated record